CACAAAAUCUGGGCAGUUCCUAAAACAGAGCUGGGAAAGGAACUUGUGAGUUUAAGCAACACUAGGAAACAGAGCACUAGUAACAUAACAGAAGACAAAAGGGUAAAGGAAAAUUUUACUGCUUCUACAGUUCUGCACAUCUGCAGAAUUAGAGACCAGUUCUGACAUGCAUUCAAAGCCAGUUUAUUAUGGAGGGAGAAACAGAUGGAAACAAAGGGAAAAGAUAAAGAGGACUUAGUAGUUUAAGAUCUAUGAGAAAAGGAGAAUUAAAGAAAAUAUUGCAGAUAGGAGCUGAACCUACAGUCCUCCAGAGAAAAUAGAAUUUCCAAGAUUGGAGUGUUGCCCAAUUUGUUUAGGAAGACUAUGGAUGGGCACCGGUUCUCUCAUUUGAGCUAUCUAAGUGCUGUCCUUAUGGUGCUCCUUUGGACUGGCAUCUCGUAUGCUCAGAAGGACUGUACAGGAGUGGAAUGCCAGCCCCUGGAGAACUGUAUUGAAGAGGUGCUUGAGCCUGGUGAAUGCUGUGCUACAUGUCUGCAACAUGGUUGUACUUGUGAAGGCUAUCAGUACUAUGACUGUGUCAAUAUGGGAUUUGUGAAUGGCAAGGUCCCUGAAGGGCAAUCUUAUCCUGUGGACUUCGGAAGUACUGAAUGCACAUGUCCCAAGGGAGGAGGCAAGAUCAGCUGCCAGUUCAUGCUUUGCCCUGAGUUGCCCCCACAAUGUAUUGAUUCUGUGUUAUCUGAUGAUGGUUGCCCUCAGUGUAGAAGAAUAGGCUGUUUACAUGAAGAUCAGAAGUAUGUAGCAGGCCACACAUUCCAUGUGCCUCAUUGUAAGGUUUGUCAUUGCCCAAAUUCUGGAGGUAAACUGAUGUGCUACCAGAUCCCAGACUGUGAUAAAUUUUCAUUAACCACAGAGAGUCCCCUGGAUACUGAAGAGAAUGAACCAGAGAGGCACUAUGAUGAUCCGUAUAGCUAUGAUCAGGAGGCACCAGAAAGAGACAUCACACAGGUAGAGUCUCCUAAAAAACAUAGGAGCUAUGCAGCCCAUGAAGAACCAGAUAGUGUUAUCCAAGAACAGAGUGAGGAUUAUGAUUACCCCACAGUCAGUUCAACUCCCCCAACAUUGGCUCAACCUGUUUCACAUGCUGAAGAAAUUGCUACAACACUCAAUAUACACACUCCUACUCCCUUCCUUGUGAUUAAUCCAACAGAAAAAGAGGAGGAAAGGAAAGAAGUAAGCACACCAGUGUCACCUACAGUGCAGAAUACAAGUAAGAAAGCACCAGUGACUAGCAGUAUUCCAGAGGAGCAAACGACUGCUCCAGCAGCAGCACCCAAGCAAGUAGUGGUAGAAUUUGAGAGAAAAUCCAAGGGGAAGCAAGGGGACAGACAGAGAAAUGAACAAGAAGGCAGUGCCCGCCCUAAAACAAAAAAGCAUUUAAGAAAAGAUUAUAAGGAGCCGGGGAACAGUACAUAUUCUCGCUUCAAAGAGGCAAACAUAACAGAAUCUCAUGGGCCAAAAACUUCCCGUGAAACACAGGAAGGAAGUUCUUUCCCUAAGGUCAAGUUUAGUUCAACAACAUCACCUCCCAUUGUUCUGAAAGAAGACCAAAAGCAGCCACAGACCCUUUAUCGCUACCAUCCUGAAGAAGAGGAAGACCCCAAUUCCAUUCAUACUGCCUCCAGGUUACCAGAAGGUUCCACCAAGGACUUAAUUGAAACUUGCUGUGCAGCUGGACAACAGUGGGCUAUAGACAAUGAGGAAUGCAUGGAAAUCCCCAUAAGUGGAACUGAUGGUGAUAUUUGCAGAAUUGCUCAGAAGCAAUGUUGUGUCUCAUACUUAAAAGAAAACAGCUGUGUUACUGGCAUGAUUGCAGCCAAGGAAGGAGUUUUGUGUGGACCUGAUGAAAGUGACACCUGUGGAGGAUCUUCUUAUAAGCAAUGUUGUGAUUGUUGCUCUCUAGGACUGAGAGUAAAAAAUGAAGGGAAAACCUGUGAGUCCAACCCAAACUUGGGCUACCCUUGCAACCAUGUGAUGCUUUCUUGCUGUGAAGGAGAAGAUCAUCUCAUAUCUCCAGAAAUAAAAAGGCAUCCUGAGCCUCUGCCAACAAUGUCCCCUGAAAAAAUUUCAGAGAUUGAAGAUCACAAUGAAGCUUUGUCCAUCAGUAAUGAAGCUGAACUAUCCAAUAACUUACCUGGUGAUGACCUGGAUGAAUGCAUACUCUAUCCUGGAGACCUCUGUCAGCAUCUGUGUAUCAACACUGUAGGAUCCUACAAGUGUUCGUGUUUCCCAAGAUAUACACUGCAAGAUGAUGGGCUCAGCUGUCUGCCAGAUCCCGAUGAAGGACAAACCACUGGCUUAGCAGAGGAAACUACUGUUGCUUCAGAAAUGUCUCAGGCCCAGCCUGCCAUUAUUGAUAUUUUACCAGAAGAACCAGAUAAGUGUAAAGAUAAUGGCCCCUGCAAGCACAUUUGCAGUGUUGUCGAAGGGAAUGUUGUGUGUUCUUGUCUAUCUGGAUAUGCUAUCACGGCUGAUAAGGUUUCCUGUGAAGAUUUGGAUGAGUGCCUUAUAGGUACUCACAUUUGUUCCAGAAGACAAUUGUGUGUGAACACAUUGGGAUCAUUCAGCUGUGUCAGCCACAGAGUAUUCUGUGCAGAGGGCUUUAUACUCAACAGGCAUAGAAAAUGUGUUGAUAUUAAUGAAUGCGUAACAGAUGCACACAACUGUAGUCGCAGGGAACAUUGCAUCAACACAAUUGGAUCAUUUAAGUGUCUUCAAGAACUCAGCUGUCAGCCAGGUUAUGAGCUCAAGGAAGGUCAAUGUGUUGACAUUGAUGAAUGUGCGAAAGGAACUCAUAGUUGUAAAGUAAACUUUGUAUGUCAGAAUACGGAAGGAUCAUUCUAUUGUGAAUCAAAGCAGCGAUGCAUGAAUGGAUUUUUACAGGACCCAGAGGGUAAUUGUGUUGAUAUUAAUGAGUGCACAUCACUAUCAGAGCCAUGUAAACCUGGAUUCAACUGUAUCAAUACCGUUGGGUCCUACACAUGUCAGAGAAACAUGUUGAUUUGCAGCAGAGGUUAUCAUUCUAGUGAGGAUGGAUCCCGAUGCAUAGAUGUUGAUGAAUGUCAGACUGGUGUCCACCGCUGUGGGGAAGGACAAAUUUGUCAUAAUCUACCUGGAAGUUACCGCUGUGACUGCAAGAUGGGAUACCAUUAUGAUGCAUUCAGCAGAACCUGUAUUGAUAUUAAUGAGUGCUGGAAUUAUCCAGGCCGACUGUGUCAACACACCUGUGAGAAUACUCCGGGGUCUUACCAUUGCUCUUGUUCUUCUGGAUUUCGGUUGGCAUAUGAUGGGAAGCAUUGUGAAGAUGUGAAUGAAUGUGAUAACAAACCGUGCAGUCAAGAAUGUGCCAAUGUCUAUGGUUCCUAUCAGUGUUACUGUAGGCAAGGGUAUCAGUUAGCAGAAGAUGGCCAUGCUUGUAAAGAUAUUGAUGAGUGCACACAAAGUGCAGGUAUCCUUUGUACUUUCCGCUGUGUGAAUGUUCCUGGUAGUUACCAAUGUGCCUGCCCUGAGCAAGGAUAUACAAUGGCAGCAAAUGGAAGAACCUGUCGAGAUAUUGAUGAAUGUGCACUAGGAACCCACAACUGCUCAUCUGCAGAGUCUUGCUAUAAUAUCCAAGGCAGCUUCCGAUGCCUGUUGUUUGAGUGCCCUCCAAAUUAUAGAAAAGUAUCUGACAUGAGGUGUGAACGCAUCAAUUGUUUUAAUUAUUUGGAUUGUCAAAAUACUCCUGUGCGCAUCACUUAUUACCAACUGAACUUCCAAACCAAUAUUGUUGUCCCAGCUCACAUUUUCCGUAUUGGACCAUCACCUGCUUAUGCUGGAGACAACAUAAUCCUAACCAUCAACAAAGGAAAUGAAGAAGGCUACUUCAGCACUAGAAAGCUUAACUCCUACACAGGCAUUGUGUAUCUUCAGCGACAAGUGAAAGAACCUAAAGACUUUUUGUUAGAUGUUGAAAUGAAGCUAUGGCGUCAAGGAACAUACACAACUUUUCUUGCCAAAAUUUAUAUAUUCAUCACAGCUCAUGCUUACUGAGGCAUGUAUUGACAUUGAAAUUUAUUGGUGCUCUGCUCUUUAACCAAAGCUUAUUACUGUGGAACUGACAUUUAGUGUAUCUAGCCUUUAUAUUAUUUUUCUAUCAUUGCUUCAAACUUUUUUAUUGGUUGUAUAAAUUAACUUAAGUUUUACUGACCUAUUUUCUUAUGUAAUUCUUUAGAUGAGUGAAGGAAGGGGUUUAAAGGAAAGUCGUGUGUAGUAUACUAGAACCUUCUCUUAGAAUUGUCCAGUGAAUAAAGUAGGCUUAGUUACAUCUACAGGGUAUUGCACUAGAAAGGAAACCAGUUCACUUGGGAGUAUCAGUUUGAGCCAGUGACAAGGAAAAGAAAACCUUGAGCAAUUUCCUUUUAAGGUGUGUUGUAUAAACUGGUGGUUUACUUAGCUGGUGACUUCACUGAAACUUCUCUACACUCAGAUACUGUAGUGAUCAGGGCACUAUAAGCAUGUGGACAAAACAACUAGCUGACAUCAAGUUGAAGGCUUAUUUUUUUGCCCAAGUGUAUUGCCUAGAAAAAAAUUAAUAAAGCAACACCCCCUCAACUAACAAAAGUUGAUUGCAUUAUCAUGUCUUACUUCAAUGGAAUUAUUCAUAUGUUUAAAGUUAAAUAUCAGCAAGACCAAACUUUAGGUGUGUGUUGUACUAACUCACACUGCAGUUUGUAGUUUGAACUCAUCUCUGCAAAAACCCAUUUUAUUUAGGUUGCUCUAAUCACAGAUCAGAUGUACUAUAAUUAUUAAAAGAAAAGUCAGAGAUGACUCAUGUAAGCAACCACCACACCUUAUUCAAAAGCAUGGGUAUGCAACUAGUUUGUAGGUGACAACAUUAAAUAAACAUAAGAGGAGUGACUUCUGUUUUCCAGGAAAAUGACCUCAGGGGAAAAUGCUUCUUAAAUUGGCAGGUUGUAGUAUGCCAUUUAGUGACAGCACAACCCAAGUUUCAAACUGGAUUUCCUCUUUUUCCAUAGGAAACUGGAUGAGGUCCAAAGCUGAGGGCCAGAUGUGGUAGUAUGUACUACAAUCAAAGCAUCUGAUAGAACGUAGAAAUGAAUAUCCACAUUUUUUAGUGGCUGAUCUUACUGAAAAGCCUCAAUGCUUUCUGAGCAACUUUGAUCCAGGUUAUUUGGCAAAAUGUUCAUAAGGAAAAAUAUAACCACAAUAUAUGGCUGCUUACUACACUAUAGUUUAAUAAGCCAUUCUCUGUCCUACACUAGAUAUUUUGACCAUUGUGCACUGUAUGUAAAGUAACAGGAGCCAAGCUUUAUGACUUUUUCUACAGAAGCAAUCAACAGUUUUAUUACCAUAUUGUAAUAUAUUAACUUUGUUUGUAUGAGGGUUUAAAAUCAUAUAAAUGCUACCUAUGGGGUGACAGGGGAGAUGUAUUGUAUUCAUUAUAUCCCAAGACCAAUUUCUAAAAUUACAAAUAAGCCAUUUUUAUUUGGACUUUUUUACAGAUAAUAAAAUGUAAACAUUUUUGUAUCUAACAUAAA
This is a messenger RNA of Gavialis gangeticus (Gharial), 5597 nucleotides long. RefSeq names its product fibulin 2 (gene FBLN2). NCBI's taxonomy places the organism in Eukaryota, Metazoa, Chordata, Crocodylia, Gavialidae. The transcript has 19 exons. The record is from RefSeq and is a predicted model, not a curated record. Gene Ontology annotation, molecular function: calcium ion binding. Gene Ontology annotation, cellular component: extracellular region. Bases 364 to 4089 code for a protein of 1241 amino acids.